AUGGGCCUCCUGAGAAGAGUAUGGUCUCUCUUUAUUCUUGCAUAUGUCUUGAUUGAGGUGGUUGCGCAGGAUUGCAGCGUUUCCAAUCCCUGCGCAACGGGUUGCUGCUCUAAAUAUGGCUAUUGCGGGACGGGACAGGACCAUUGCGGACCCGAUGUCUGCGUUGCCAAUUGCGACUACGAGGCCACUACCCAAUGUAGUGCAAACAAGCCCUGUGCAAUCGGCUGCUGUUCCAAAUUCGGGGUUUGUGGUUUUGGACCUGACUAUUGCGGCAAGGAAUCAUGCGUCUCGUCCUGCGAAAGGAAGUCAGAGUGUGAUCCUGGAACUUGGGGUGAGAAAUAUGCAAAUUCCACCACCUGUCCAUUGAACGUCUGUUGCAGCCAAUACGGUUUCUGCGGCACGACGCAGGAGUUCUGCGGCAAUAAGAAAGUCACUAGGCCGUCAUGCGAUGAUGGGAACAGCCUUUCCCGAGUCGUAGGAUAUUACGAGGGCUGGGCAACGAGCAGACCCUGCCACGCGAUCUGGCCAGAGCAGAUUCCCGCAGGUAUCUAUACGCACCUUAACUACGCCUUCGCAACCAUCAAUCCAGAAACAUACGAAGUCCUUGCCCCACAUCCUAACGAGGUCAAACUAAUGAAAAGGUUGACGGGCUUGAAGUCAAACCGGGCAAAUCUGAAAGUCAACAUCGCCAUUGGUGGUUGGAGUUUCAAUGAUCCAGGCCCGACUGCGUCUGUCUUCUCUGACCUAGCAGCCUCGGAGGACAAGCAGAGGAAGUUUUUCAAGUCUCUGACCUCCUUCAUGUCGACCUACGGUGGAUGUGAAUCGCGGGGCCGUCCAGCAGACUUUGCAAAUUUUCCGAAAUUCAUGGCAAACCUGAAAAGCGCGCUGCAAGGUACUUCGACCGGUGCAGAGAUUAGCCUGACUCUGCCAACAUCCUACUGGUACUUGCAGCAUUUUGAUAUCAAGGAGCUAGCCAAACACGUCGACUAUUUCAACUACAUGUCUUACGACCUUCACGGCACCUGGGAUAAAGGGAAUAAGUGGACCGGCGAAUAUCUGGAUGCGCAUACAAACCUGACCGAGAUCACUGCAGCAAUGGACCUACUUUGGAGAAAUCGAAUUAGUCCGGACAAGGUCGUUUUAGGGUUAGCUUUCUACAGCCGUGCAUUUACCGUUCAAAGCACCAAUUGCAGGACCCCAGGAUGUCUUUUCGCAUCUGGUUCUGACGCUGGACCAUGCAGCGGGCAGACCGGUGUGCUGCUCAACAGUGAGAUUGACGACAUUCGAGCCAACAAAAGUCUCAACCCCACAUUGGACAAGGAUGCUGCCGUGCAGUUACUUACCUGGGAUAACCAGUGGGCGUCGUAUGACGAUGAUGCAACCUUUAAGCUCAAGAUGGAGUUUGCCCGAAAGACAUGCCUAGGCGGUAUCAUGGUAUGGGCUGUCAGUCAUGACACAAAUAACGGGACGUACUCCAGAGCAUUGUCUGGGGCGGUCCCACAUUACAAGCCAGCGUCUUUUGUCGUAGUCGACAGCAGUGUUACGCCCAACGGUCUUACGGUAUAUACCGAAGAGAAGCAGAGGCAGUGCAAGUGGACUAAUUGCGGGCAAACCUGCACUGGCGAUUAUGUCGCAGUCAAGCGUUCGGACCCAGGAUAUCGAGGUGAUGAGCUGAUGAUCGCGGGCACUACGUGUCGCGGUGGCACCGUACAUACCCUCUGCUGUCCUAAAGAACGUGUACCCCGCUGUGGUUGGUAUACACACAAUAACGGAAACUGCAAUCCGACCUGUCCACGCGGCAUGUUCGAAAUCGGGUCCCUUACAGGACUGCUCUGCACCAGGGGGGGUGGGUAUCAGGCCGCAUGCUGUGAGAGCGGAAAGGACUCAACUGAGCUGUACAGCACGUUACAAUGGUCCAAUUUUCCGGACUGUGCUGCUGGGAAAUGUCCAGUUGUGCAGGAUGGUAAAACUGAGACACUGGCGCUCGCCAGCUCAGGAAGCGGCGACAGUUGCAAGGAAAAGAAGACCUGGGGCAACUGUGCUUGGUACCGGUCGGUCGAUUCCCCUCCUUCGGGCCAACCGUCCACGUUCUGUAUGAAUUCUUGCCCCGCAGACAAGGUCCGGCUCGCAACGUACGAUACCGAUGAAACCUGCUCGCACGGUAUACGUGCGUUUUGUUGCGAUGACAAUUACUACACCACUACGGGGCGAACGAACCCGGAGAUGCAAGAGUUCGCAAAUGCCCUUAAAAGUUACCUGGUGAAUGGAGUAGAUGUCGAUGACGGCUACAAAAAUCUGCAGCUGUUGAUUCCCGUACUGACGGUGCUCCUGAAAACCGACGAGAACUCGAUGAAUGCAAAGGAAACGCUCGAGGCUGGCGACUGGGAUAACUGGGCAAAAUCUAAUAACUACCUCGGUCUGGAGCUGAAGUUCCUGAAACCCUAUGUCCUAGGAUUGAAAAUCUGGUACGAUCUGGGUGCUGAAUUCGUUGCGCAGAACAUUCUGUGUCGACCUGGAGCGUGGAGCGCUAUGGCUAAAAACCAGAAUCCAGCCAUGUGUCUGGGCGAUCCCUGCGAUGAAGGUGCUGAUCCUGAUCUAUGCCGGACUGAGGAACUGGAGGGUAAUGCUGACGAUAGCGAUCUGACCGAGCGAUCUGUUGGUGUUCUUGACAAACGCGCCAGUCCCAAGACAUACAGGGUCUGGUGCGCUGUAUCCGGGACUUAUGUCUCUGACCUGAAGAUCUUACCACGUCCUUACCCAAGCGCUGGGAAAUGGAAAUCAACCGACACUCAGUUCCAACGGGCGCGAGCUUACCAGGUUCGAGCCGACUGCGCAAACCCCCUGGUGGACCCGAUGAUCAAGACUGGUGACUUCUUUGAUACCGAGCAUGUGCUCGAGCUUCAGCUUAUUCCUCUUUUCUUUGAGUAUGCAACUGGAGCAACACUGGCCUCCGGCAAAGUGCCAAAUUUCCAUCCCAUCGAUUGCACCUUUUUUCUGGCAGCCAACAUAAACGGUCUGUAUUCGAACAUCCUUCGUACUAGCAGCCCGCUUUAUUCCUCCGAUCCUUUUCGAGAUAGCAGUCAACCAGCAUGGCGAAUCAUGGCGGCCCUCGGCACCAAGACAAACAAAGACAAUUUCUACCUGCUCGAGAAGCCAGUCAACGGGAUGAAAGCACGGAUUAUGGGUAACAAGAAUCUCGUUGCAGCGAACAAGUGGACCACUUUUGUCCAUGAUACGACUUUACCUGGGAUACCGCUCAAAUUAAUCAAGGCCGCCAUUGCCGUUUGGCAUUAUCUGAACGACGAAGAGGUCUCUGAUUCCUUUGUGGAAAUUGUGUCGAAUCUACGCAAGGUUUUCCGGGAAGUAGAUAGGGAGUAUAAUGGAGGGACAAGCCUCUUCGUCGCGGCCUGGGAUGAAUGGUGGCAUGAUUACAUGCAAUUCCAGCUUAAACGUUCAUACGAUUGGAUCCAUGAAAAGAUCAGCGAGAUGCGAGAAGUGUGGGAGGGCCAACCUGACCAGAACCCAGUGAAACCAUUGGUACUGGGCAGCCUUGACCAGCUAUCGGGAUACGCAUUUGCCAUUGUUCAUCAUGACCAUACAAUCUUUCCCUGAUUAUCAGUGAAUCGCACCGGGCCAUUCUAAGGAGGCUGAGGGUACAAUUAGGUCCAGAGGACCAGAUGUAUAAAGUCUGGUAUAUCCCUGCUGUGUUGACUCUACUGCUAUCAUCCCUAGGAGCUAGAGAUGGUUGUCUAGACACCUUUUUAGCUGAGCGACUUGAUAUAUAACAAAGUCCAUCUCGCGCUAUUACAUAGAAUCCAAAACAGUCUGACAGAAUGUAUGCUUCCGAGAACACUGGGGACUUUCGCCAAGAUAAACCCAAGCCCCA
Molecule: messenger RNA, 3886 nt
Organism: Aspergillus novofumigatus IBT 16806
Lineage: Eukaryota; Fungi; Ascomycota; Eurotiomycetes; Eurotiales; Aspergillaceae
Product: glycoside hydrolase
Exons: 9
Coding region: 1-3612 (1203 amino acids)
Biological process (GO): carbohydrate metabolic process
Molecular function (GO): chitin binding
Source: RefSeq, a predicted model, not a curated record